Venturia canescens is the source of this 2923-nucleotide messenger RNA. RefSeq lists its product as uncharacterized. Gene Ontology annotation, cellular component: cytoplasm. The transcript has 5 exons. Lineage: Eukaryota; Metazoa; Arthropoda; Insecta; Hymenoptera; Ichneumonidae. Bases 1334 to 2434 code for a protein of 366 amino acids. Gene Ontology annotation, biological process: regulation of proteolysis; proteasome-mediated ubiquitin-dependent protein catabolic process. Gene Ontology annotation, molecular function: ubiquitin protein ligase binding. The record is from RefSeq and is a predicted model, not a curated record.
AAAUAUUGUAGUUAUUGCGAAGAUUCGCUAAAGUGCGUCAUUUGGAAUGGCUCUCAUCUCUGAUGUGGUUGAAAUUCAAUUCAUUUUUUUCAAUAUAGCGACGACAUAGGACGAAAUGAGUUUAAGCUUCGGGCAAAAAUCUAUUGGGAUUUUCGAAACUGAUCGAAAUAGAACGAUGCUCCACCUUAAGCAAUAAAAUUACAAAAAAAACCCUUAUGAUAUAAGUGCAGCGCGAAUUAAAGAAAUCGAAUCACUCGUAUUCACGAACCAAUUAUCGUUUUUAGGGAAAAUUUUUAGAAAUUUCUUUAAUUUAGUUUUUAGAAAUAUCAAUUUUUGUGACCAAAAAAAGCUGAUAUCAAAUCGAAAUUAAUCAAAUCAAAUGAAAAUUAUUCAUCAGCAGUGGCUACGAAUUUUCGGAAUUCAUGAAUUCCUUGAGGGUCUAUAAUUUUUAUUCGAUUCGCAAAUUGCGAAGGGAAUUAGUUUUGGGUACCAAAAUAUUGAAAUAUUGGUCCACAGUGAGUGCUUUUCGAUUUUUCCCGAAUUUUCAAAAAUGUUUUGCAUACAAUCACAGAUUUUUAGAAAUGGGCAUUUUUUCGAUUUUUUUCCAAUAAGCCGCUGUCCAGAAAAAUCUGAAAAAAAAUUUAGUCUGUCUUUUGAAUUCGGUGAUCGUGCAAAAAAAAUUAACCGAAUUGGCAGGAGUCUGGCACAAAAUUCAUCGAUUCGAACAUGGAAUACCUCGUACCCCCACCACCGCGAAUCGUUCUGUUUAGAAAGCACAGUGUUGGCGAGAGCCGGGCUAGCAGACGACAGGGCUGUCAAUGUACUCGUCCCGAGACACUCUUACCGAUCGUAGCGCAGUCUAAGAAUGUACCUUGCGCGUGUAAACUUUCGGAACGUUCGACGCGUUUUUUUCUGAGAAAUCGCCGGCCCUCGCAUCAGUUUCGUAAAUCUUGUUUUUAUGACUGCGAAUAUUAGAAUCUUCGUAACCCAGCAGAUCAGACGUGUCAGAUAGUAACGAGCCUGGCCAUUAUCCACUGUGGGCAAGUCUCUCGUCAAAAGUUUUGAUUGAUACGGGCUGUUGCCAGGGUCCUGUAUUCCAUUCUUAAAGAUCAAAUCUCAUUACUGAUGUGCGUGGUCACAUUAAUUGACGAAGAAUUGAGUAAACAGGAUCAAAGAAGUCGUUGAGUCGUCAUUAUAUUGUAGCAGGCUUCAACUCCUAUGAAAGUUGUAAACAUGGACUAAAGUUCAAGACCACAGGUGGAAGAGAAAAAUAGUAACUUGUUAUUCGGUACAGAUAGACAGUACGAAUAAAUGUCAUCUUUGAACUUAAUGAAUGGUUAUGGAUUUUACACAAGAAGCUGCGAUGAAAAAAAAAAACAGCAGUGUGUUUCAAGGUAUAAUGGAAGCGAGAGAAGUGAAAUUUGAAAAUGCAGAACUUGGGUUGUUCCACGAAGCAAACAUGUCUCUGGAGAAAGAACACUUUACUGAAUUUGAGUGGUCAAUGAAAGAUUGGGGCCUACUUCACAACACGUAUAUACAGGGAGUGUCAUCUAAUUUUUUCCAACUCCAAGGUCUGGAUGGGUGCCUCUGCCGAAUCACGUUUAGUCCAGAGAAGCUGGAAAAUCUUUUUGUUAUUGAACUUACAAAUACGCUUCAUAUUCAAGAAAUUGGAAUUCAGAUUAAAAUGAAUGGUAAACGGGUACUUGAUCGUUUAUAUUCACGACCGGUUCCACAAAUUCUCUAUGCUUCAGAAGCGGAUGUAAAAUUCGAAAAAUGCGAACUUGGUGAUCGUCUGAAAAUCGAUUCCCCUAACCGAGAUGAUAAUUCACUAAAAUUUGAAGUAUAUUUUUUCAUCACGAAAAUUCUCGAAUCUAGAAGUCCUUCCUGUCAAAUAUCACCAUCCAAUACUGUCAGUUUGAGAGAUAUGUUUGAAAGUAAGACACUCAGCGAUGUAAUUUUUGUGUUUGAUGAUAAGCAAUUACUUGCUCAUAAAUCUGUCCUUGCGGCAAGGAGCGAAGUUUUUCAAGCCAUGUUUUCAAGCGAAAUGAAAGAAAAAGAUACAAGCAGGAUCGAAAUUGUUGACACAAAAGCUGAGAUCUUUGAGGAAUUUCUCAGGUAUUUGUACACCGGGGAAUUGAAUGAUUUGAAAAAUAAGGUCGAAGAAAUGUUGUUCUUGGCAGACAAAUAUCAGAUUUGCGAGUUGAAAGAAUUGUGCGAAGAAUUUUUCUUGAACAAUGUCUCUGAAGGAAACGUUGUAAAGUGCCUCAUUCUUGGGGAUAAGUGUCAUUGCGCCGCAUUGAAGAAAAAAGCUCUUAACCUCCUUGAAAAUAAUCCACGUGCAUUGAAACAAGCAAUCAUGUGUGAAAACGCAGAGGCUGUAAUAAUUUUGAAAGAGAUGUUUGCCAAGAAUGACUGUUCCUCCUCGGAGAAGUAAAUUUCAAAUAGAAAGUACGGACUGAUUUAAAAAAUUUUGAAACUGACUACAAAAGAUCUAUCCUACGUUAACUUGAUGUGUAAUAUGCUAAUCUAUAACUACGAUAAUUGUGCACUGCAGAAUUGAGAAGACACAUGGACGAAUUUGUUUCGAAUCGCAUGUACAAUAAACACAAGAACUCUAUCCUAAUAAAUUUAAACAGAAAUGAGAAAUGCUUCCCAAGAAAAACACGUGCAUCUGUUCCUGAAAAACGUGAUUUCAUAUAUUUUUUCUAUUUUUGUAAUUGUUUCCAAUUUCAUAAAUGUACAGACCAUUAUUUUAUGUGAAAAAAAAAGAUAUUGACUAAAAAAGCACUUAGUUGAACGUGAUUUUAACUUUUUUUUAAACUCUGUUGAAAUCAAAACAUAAUUAUUCUAAUAUAUUAAAUUAAGUUGAAGCGUCCAUUAUUGGUAAUAUUAACACAAAGAAUUGUACUUGGGAAAAAAUACA